UGACCGGCUCCGGACACUUAGUUGCAAUUGAGCUGUCUUCCUGGUUGGUAGCGAUGAACUCAAAAGUGACCGCAGUGCUCGUCUCGUUGGCGCUACAGAUCGUCCUGGUCUGGCCCGCAGCGGUUCCCGGUUGUCCGGAGGAACCCUCCCCACCACCAGUGUCAGCGGACCCAUCCCCCUGGACCGCCCGAAACCCGGAACAGACGAUGUACGCGUACGUACGCUGCCUGAACGACUCGACGGCCAGCGUAGAGCAGAAGAUCCGGUGGGUCCGCUGGCAGCCGGAUGCGUCCACCGAGAGCCAGUGCUACGUCAAGUGCGUCAGUGAAGAGCUGCGACUGUUUGACGUGCGCGAGCGCCGAUUCCGGCCGGAACGGUUCGUGCUGCAGGCGGAAUCGUACGGUCGGGGGGACGUCAACGGCGAGUUGGACAAGCUGCGCACGAACGCGGAACCGAUGCUGGCGGGAUCGCUCGAGGAGGCGACCUGCGAGGCCGUGUUCAACAAGUACGCGACCUUCUACACGACGCACACGGAGACGAUUCUGCGAAUGUUCCACGGAGAUCACCGGGAUUUGGUGGAAACGUACGGGACGUUGGGCGAUAAGGUGAAGCAGAUUGGGGAGACGUUCGUGGCGUACUGUGAGAAGCGGUACGGAGGCAGCUGGAGCGAGGACGAGGCUUGUCCGGCGACGGCGCUGGUGGAUUGUGUGCUGCGAGGGUUCCGCUGGAUUACGGAGGAAGGGGAUGUGAACGUCAACGAAAUCCGCCGUGACUACGCGGCUGCCGGGUUCGGCGAUAGUGGCGAAGCCAGCUGCCAGAACGCGUCCGGUGCUCGUGAACUGUUCCACUGUCUGCGAGAGGCCAGCGCCGCCAAGCUAAACCAAGUGAUAAGGGAGCGCAACCAGCGGACGGCAUUCUACUUCGACGCAGCGUCCCAGGAGGAACCGUGGCGAUCGGCCGUCGAGUUUGGCCAGCAACGGAUGCAGCUUUAGUGACUUUUGGAUUUGAGUUGCUUUCAAUUCUUUUAAUAAAUUUGGUGUUGUAAAUGUUA
Molecule: messenger RNA, 1051 nt
Organism: Culex pipiens pallens (northern house mosquito)
Lineage: Eukaryota; Metazoa; Arthropoda; Insecta; Diptera; Culicidae
Product: 37 kDa salivary gland allergen Aed a 2-like
Exons: 2
Coding region: 54-992 (312 amino acids)
Biological process (GO): sensory perception of smell
Molecular function (GO): odorant binding
Source: RefSeq, a predicted model, not a curated record